AUGAAAUCCCAGUCCAGAAGUCCCGCCUCGCCGGGAGCCUCACACUGGGCGCUUCGGCUGCGCAGGCGCUCAGCCCCCCGGCGCGCCCGGCGUGUACUCGGAAGUGAGGGAGCUGUGAAGGAGCCGAGGGAGUGUCUCCGCGCCCGAGGAGACACAGAAAUGUCCCAAGAAGAGGCUAAUAUAUCUGGUUCCCAGUAUGAUGAGUGUUGCAGUCUUAGUCCUGGCUCAAGCAAGAGUGACGAAUUUGAGGCUUUUGUGGCCAGAAGGAGAAUGAAAAAGAAGAGACUUCGCAGUGGCAUGGUGAUAACUUCUGAAUCCGAAGAUGAAGACUACCAUGAGGACAAGAAAACGAAGUUGUGUGAAACAAGUAGCAACGAUGAGGCUGAACAGCUUCCAUUUUUCCCCGAUGAUGAUGAUGGCAGUGAUUUGAGUGACCCAAUGUUAGAAGAAGGGAGUCUAUGUGAUACAGACCAAAUGUCCUCAAAUGAUCAAGAGCUGGGUGAAUGUGCCAUCUCUCAACACAAUGUAUCUGAUGAUCUUGGUGAGCAGAAUCUUGGUGAAAGUUUUUGCCAACUACUGAAUACUGCUGAGCCUAAACCAGAAAGUAUAGAUGAGAAGUUGCCAACUGAAGAAGAGCCAGCACCUGUGGUGGAAAAACCAAGGAAAAGGACAGCGAAAACCAAACAUAUCGAGGUGCCACCUGUUCCUACAGGACGUCAAAAUCGUGUGCCUUCAAAGAAGAUAUCUAGCUCUGCAAAGGUUGAGAAAUACCAAACUGGGAGCUCUGUGUGCAAAAUACCUGGAUGUUUCUUGCUUGACCUUGAGAAAUCAAAACAGUAUUCUGGAAAGAAGUUCAAGAAAAAUAAGGAUGAGCUGGUUCAGAAAAUCUACAAUCUCUUUAAUAGUUCUGUCUUUGAUAAAAAGCUGCCCAAGAAAAUAGAUAUAGCCUGGAAUAAAAAGAUGCUUAAAACUGCCGGCAUAUGCACAACUGGUGAGAUAAAGCACCCGAAGAAGCAGCGUUAUGCCAAGAUUGAGAUUGCUCAAAAAGUCUGUGAUUCUGCAGACCGACUCCGGGAUACUUUGGUCCAUGAAAUAUGCCAUGUAGCUUCCUGGCUACUUGAUGGUACCCGAGAUUCUCAUGGUGACGCAUGGAAGUAUUAUGCUCAUAAAUCCACUAUGAUACAUCCGGAGCUGCCAAAGAUCACCUGUUACCAUAGCUACACAAUUAACUACAGGAUUCAUUAUGAAUGCAUUCAGUGUAAAACCAGGAUUGGCCGCUACACUAGAUCACUGAACACUGAUCGCUGUAUAUGUGCUCAUUGCAGAGGCCCUCUGGUUCUGCUACCCUUAACUCGCAAAGAUGGAACCCCCAUUGAGCCCUAUGUGAGACCAUUUGCUAAAUAUGUGCAGGAGAAUUACAGACUUGUUAAACAGGAGUUGGGAGGAAAAGGCCAUGGAGAUGUGAUGAAAAAGCUCAGCAAGGAUUAUAUCGCAAGCAAACAAAAGCAAGGCUGUUGAGGUUAUUGAGAGAAGAUUUAUAUACGUAGACUCCUCUUGUUAGAAAUAUUUUUCAAAAUCUCUUUGUUUCUGUCAAUUAGCAAAUAUUAUAAGUUCAAUACUAUUUGGGGGUUCAUUUUGCUAAUGAUGAUUGUUGUUAAGUAGGGAUCCUAUUGCUGAACAUUUUGCAGCCUUGACAGUACUCUGGGGCCCUUUUGGAACCAUUCUGGAUGGAUCUGUAGUUAUAACGUGUAAAGUGCAAGCAAGCAGUGACUUUUUGGGAGUAGCAGGUGGAGAGAAGGAAAAUAACACUGGAAAGAGAACGAGUUUUCCAAGGAGCACUGCAGAAUCAGAACUGCUCUCAGAAGUAAUCUGUUGCGGAAUCUGGGAAAUGAAGACAAACAUGUUUCAUUAAUUUAGUUACUAUUGACUUUGGAUAAAGCCAUCUGAGCCAUGUAAUUGUUCAUUAAAUAAAGCGUUUUGUGUA
Echinops telfairi (small Madagascar hedgehog) is the source of this 1984-nucleotide messenger RNA. RefSeq names its product germ cell nuclear acidic peptidase (gene GCNA). The coding region runs from base 1 to 1518 and encodes 505 amino acids. The record is from RefSeq and is a predicted model, not a curated record. The transcript is spliced from 12 exons. NCBI's taxonomy places the organism in Eukaryota, Metazoa, Chordata, Mammalia, Afrosoricida, Tenrecidae. Gene Ontology annotation, cellular component: nucleus.